AUGCAGGAGCAUGUCAACGAGGCAUUAGAAGAUUUUUGGGGCAAUAGUGAAGGUAAAAACCAUGUCUUACAUAUGCGAAUAAAAAAAAACCCAUCAACUUACCAUUCUCUAGAUUGGCACUCCGUUGACUGGGGCCGGAAUGCAGUCAGGUUCAUCGCUCGAAUGUCCUCCGCCGUCUUUUCGGGAUCAGACCUCUCUCGAGACCCGGAAUGGCAGAACCUCAUUAUAACAUACACUAUCAACACCUUUAUGAGCGUCAGAGCACUCCGCUCGUAUCCUUCAUUCCUCCACCCCUUAGCCCGCUGGCUUCUCCCUGAGUGCAGGAAAUGUCAAGCACAAGUCCGCCAGGCACGGAAGUUGCUGCAUCCAAUCAUCCAGAGCCGUACAGGGUCCGAUGAUACCUUCCAAUGGCUUACGGAUGUUGCUGCAGGUAGACCGUUUGAUCAAGCUGCGGCACAAUUGGCGUUUGCAGUUAGCGCUUUACAUACCACGACUGAGCUGCUUAAACAGACCUUACUGGACAUAUGCAUGCAUCCGGAUCUUGUACAGCCUAUUCGGGAUGAAGUGAAGAAGGCGGUGAGCCAGCAUGGAUGGACGACUGCUGGGUUGUUCAACAUGCAGAUCCUUGAUAGUGUUAUUAAGGAGAGUCAGCGUUUGAAGCCUGGUCUGCUAGUCAACCUUGAACGUAAAGCUCUUCGGGAAGUUGUUCUCCCCAACGGCAUGAAGUUACCCAAGGGCACCAACGUUGCUGUCGAUUCUUCCAUGAUGUGGGAUCCGGAAAUCUAUCCGAACCCAACUGCCUACGAUGGAUAUCGAUUCGUUAGGUUACGUCAAGCUGGACAUGGUACUGCAGCCUUGGUAUCCACCAGUCACGACCACAUCGCAUUUGGCAUUGGGAAGCCGAUUUGCCCUGGAAGAUUCUUCGCUGCAAACGAGCUGAAAGUGGCAUUGGCAAACAUCUUACUAAACUACGAUGUUGAAAUAGCCGGAGAACGCAAGCCAAAAAUUGUCGAAAUAGGGUUUGAAAUGUUAUGUGAUCCGGAGGCAAAGUUGAUGGUCAAAAGGAGACACCCAUAA
Molecule: messenger RNA, 1077 nt
Organism: Trichophyton rubrum CBS 118892
Lineage: Eukaryota; Fungi; Ascomycota; Eurotiomycetes; Onygenales; Arthrodermataceae
Exons: 2
Coding region: 1-1077 (358 amino acids)
Molecular function (GO): heme binding; oxidoreductase activity, acting on paired donors, with incorporation or reduction of molecular oxygen; iron ion binding
Source: RefSeq, a predicted model, not a curated record